Messenger RNA from Malania oleifera, 1314 nucleotides. RefSeq names its product transcription initiation factor IIB-2-like. Gene Ontology annotation, cellular component: nucleus; transcription preinitiation complex. The record is from RefSeq and is a predicted model, not a curated record. Bases 96 to 1031 code for a protein of 311 amino acids. Gene Ontology annotation, biological process: transcription preinitiation complex assembly; DNA-templated transcription initiation. NCBI's taxonomy places the organism in Eukaryota, Viridiplantae, Streptophyta, Magnoliopsida, Santalales, Ximeniaceae. Gene Ontology annotation, molecular function: TBP-class protein binding. The transcript is spliced from 7 exons.
GUUUUAAGAAAACAAGCGUAACAGAUGAAAGUCGCGCCUGAGAGAGUGACUAUAGUCUCUCGAAGAAGGCAACCGAGACGUUCCGAUGAUCGACGAUGGGGGACUCCUUCUACUGUGCGGACUGCAAGCGCAGCACGGAGGUGGUGUUCGACCACUCCGCCGGCGACACCGUCUGCUUGGAGUGCGGCCUCGUCCUCGAGGCCCACUCCAUCGACGAGACCUCCGAGUGGCGCACAUUCGCCAACGAGUCCAGUAACAACGAUCCCGCCCGCGUCGGGGGCCCCUCCAACCCUCUCCUAGCCGACGGCGGCCUCUCCACCGUCAUCUCCAACCCCUCCGGCGACUUGCUCGCCUCCUCCCUCGCCCGCUGGCAGAGUCGUAACUCCAACUCUGACAGGUCCCUCAUCCAGGCUUUCAAGACCAUUGCUACCAUGUGUGAUAGGUUGGGGCUGGUUGCAACCAUAAAGGAUCGAGCCAAUGAAAUAUAUAAGAAAGUAGAAGAUCAAAAACCACUUAGGGGUCGAAAUCAUGAUGCAAUAUUGGCUGCUUGCAUCUAUAUUGCUUGUCGACAGGAGGACAAACCUCGCACUGUUAAAGAAAUUUGUUCCAUUGCCAAUGGAGCAACAAAGAAGGAAAUUGGCCGUGCUAGAGAGUAUAUAGUGAAACAACUUGGGAUGGAAAUGGGCCAAUCAAUCGAAAUGGGAACUAUACAUGCUACUGACUUUCUGCGACGCUUUUGUUACAAUCUUGGCAUGACCAAUCAAGCAGUUAAGGCAGCCCAUGAAGCUGUUCAGAAAUCAGAAGAGCUUCAUAUAAGGAGGAGCCCAAUAUCAGUGGCAGCUGCUGUUAUAUACAUUAUAACCCAACUAUCAGAGGAAAAGAGACCUCUUAAAGAUAUUUCAGUGGCUACUGCAGUGGCUGAAGGGACCAUAAAAAAUUCUUACAAGGACCUUUAUCCCUAUGCUGCAAGGCUAGUACCAGGCUGGUUUGCCAAGGAAGAAGACCUCAAGAACUCUGCAGCCCCUAGAUAAAUAUUAUACUUGUGUGUGUGUGUGUGUGUGUGUGUUUUCAAUCUUGAUUGAGUCGUGAAACAUUUCACUCAAACUUUUUCUCUCAUUUUCGUCCUUUUCCCCAUAGUUUGACUUCUUUCUUUGUUCUCUUGUCGUCUUCUCUUUCCCUUACCUUUUUAGUUCUUACUCUCUUUUUUUUUUUUUUUUUCGCUCUACUUUUCAACAUAAGAAAUAAAACAUUUGAUCUUUAUUGUACUUGGCUCCAGCAAAAACAAUUAAUGGAAAAUUUUCAUUUCAGUGGGAA